Molecule: messenger RNA, 1309 nt
Organism: Pollicipes pollicipes
Lineage: Eukaryota; Metazoa; Arthropoda; Thecostraca; Pollicipedomorpha; Pollicipedidae
Product: tubulin polymerization-promoting protein homolog
Exons: 3
Coding region: 159-659 (166 amino acids)
Biological process (GO): microtubule polymerization; microtubule bundle formation; positive regulation of protein polymerization
Cellular component (GO): microtubule
Molecular function (GO): tubulin binding
Source: RefSeq, a predicted model, not a curated record
AGCAGCGGGGGUGGGCGACACUGCGGAGCGUGUCUCGCAGACCGGGUGUGGAGGGCGCACCAGCCACGCAGUGGGUCUGCUGAGUGUGGGCUGACGUUGGACUGGAACAUCGGCUGUUGGAUCUGGGCACGUGAGCGGCGGCUACCCUGCGAUCCAUCAUGACCGCGCCCACGCUGGAGUCGCAGUUCAAGAAGUUCUGCGGCUUCGGCAUCACCCACAGUCAGGCGUCGGCGUCGCCGGUGACGCAGAUCACGCUCUCCAACAUCGACAAGUGGUUCAAACAGGCGGGCGUGUUCACCAAGAGCCUCACCACCACGGACACUGGCAUCCACUUUGGGAAGCUCAAGCAGAAGAAGGUCGGCUUGAAAGACUUCAAGACAUUUCUGGCUGACCUAGCAGCGACCAAGAAGGUGGACCUGGACGAAAUACAGACCAAACUGACCGACUGCGGUGAUCCAGGAACAAAGGGAGCCACGAAGGCGGUCACUACCGGAGCGGUGGGCCGCCUGACCGACACCAGCCGCUACACCGGCCAGCACAAGGAGCGCUUCGACGAGACGGGCAAGGGCCGCGGCAUCGCCGGACGCGAGGACGUCCACGGCAACGACGGCUACGUCCAAGGCUACAAGGAGAAGGACUCUUACGACAAGACACACUGAGCGGCGGCGGCGGGGCGGCGCCGGGCGGCCGCGCGUCAGGCGGGUUAGGUCGACUCCUCGCUGGUCUCGUGAUGAGGUCGUGCUGGUUCUGGCGCGCCGCUCGAUGUCAAUUGGUGCGUGCGGCUGCUGACUGAUUGCAGACUAUCGUCGCUCGUCUGUGGUGCUAAGAUUGUGUAGCGCGGGGCCAAAUGUGACCUCUCGUUAGCGAACUCGUGAUUUUUCUGCCUUCAUGUCCUGUCCGCCUUCGUAGAGUCGUGGCUUGGCGCUUUUCGUGCUGCCGGCAGCCGUGCUCUGUGCCAGGAGCGCCGACAGCAUUCAGCGCCUGAGGGUCAGCCGGUGAUCUGGCAAGGCCAAACCGAUACCCGAGAGGGGCACACCGGUCAUUUGGGCCCAAGCACUUGCAGCAGGAAGGUCAACGCUGCCCCCGGACACCCUUGCGAGUCCUACGUCCCCAUUAGCAACGGCCUUGCUGAGUGCCUGAUUCGCAUUUGCACAGCACCUGCAUCCACAGAACCUGCAACGUAGUGUGUCUGUGGUCACGUGUCUUGAAACGACGGGCGACUGAACCGAACGCAGCAUAGCGCAGCGUCGCUAUCGGUAUCGAAAUGGUAGCCGUCACAGGCCUUGCUGAAAUAAAAGCCAGACAAGUG